AUGAUGACUAUUUCAAAUAAGAAAUUUACUCCGCUAGAAGUUGGUACCGCAGUUAAAGUUUCAAUACCCGAUGUUGAUCGAGCACGUGGAUCACCACGAAACCUAUUGGCAGUUAUUAUCCAGGUUGAAGAUGAUUUAUAUAAAUUAGGUACAGAGAACGGCAUUAUUAAACAUUUGUGUACUCGAUCGCAGAUCGAUCCCUGCAAAGAAUGUUUCAUUGAUUUGGUAUCUGUAAAUACCGAAAAAGAAAUUGGACUGAGAGAAGCUGCAGGAUUUAGUAGUGUCACUGGAUCACAAGGUUACAAAAGGUGUAAUUGCAAACUAAAGUGCAGAACAAACAAAUGCAUUUGUCGAUUAGCGGGAAUAUUGUAUGAUUCAAAAUGUCACAACAGCAUGCCUUGCGAAAAUAUAUAA
Metopolophium dirhodum (rose-grain aphid) is the source of this 414-nucleotide messenger RNA. RefSeq lists its product as uncharacterized. Lineage: Eukaryota; Metazoa; Arthropoda; Insecta; Hemiptera; Aphididae. The record is from RefSeq and is a predicted model, not a curated record. The transcript is spliced from 2 exons. The coding region runs from base 1 to 414 and encodes 137 amino acids.